AUUUACAUAUGUUUGUUCGUUCAACGAGAGAUCAUAUGUAUGUAUGUAUGUAGGAAGCGAGCCUAUUGAAGUUAGCCGAAAUUCGCAAUGCAAGUAUAAUAUCUCGUUGAACGAAUAAUAGUGUAUUUGCAUCAAAAAUUAAUUUUAUAAUGAAAUAUUUAGCAAAAAUAAAAAAUGGUCUGGCAGAAAAAUCAUUACAGGUUAUUUAAGUUACAUUUCGUGUAUUAUUGUUCUUAUUAUUUAUAUACAAUAUAGUUUGAUGUAAAAGAGUAACUUUUACAUGAACUAAAAAACACUUGUACCAUGUUGCACGAAAUAUUGUUGUCGCUAUGGGGAUGUUCAACUAAUGCUUUACAAAUAUUAGAAAGUGGUACUAUAGAUCUUGAAAAAUAUUUACAUCCUGGAGAACGUGUGUUACUUAAAAAGAUAUUGGAUAUAGUUGAACAAUGUAAUGUUAUCAGAAAUUUUAUCCAAGAAUGUACUGCAUUAGAUAGUUCAACAUCCAGUGAGGAAUUACAAAAUGUGCCUCAAGGUCUAUAUUUACAGGCUCUUUGCGAAGGAAUGGAUCAAGCUUUAGAACCAUUUCGUGAUGAUAUUGUUGAUUUAGAAAAUGUAGUUCUUCAUGAUAGUUAUACUCCAUUGUCAUUAAUUCUUUGUCGUGUUCAAAAAUAUGUAUGUUUAUUUUCUGUUUUAAAUUCUAUAAUACAGGAGAUUCGCACACAAAAAAUACAAGGUUGUAAACUUCUGCAAUGUUUGCAUCAAAAUAUGCACACUGGUAUUCCAGAAGUAAAAUUGGCUUUAGAAAAGAUGGCUUAUUGUGUACACGUAGUUUUUUAUAAGCACUUAACAAGUUGGCUUUUGUAUGGUCAUUUAGAAGAUAUGUACAAUGAAUUUUUCAUUCAAAAAGUGUCAGAAGGACAAAGUAGUUUAAUACUAGUAGGUAAUAAAAAUAAUUGUACGGAGUCAAUAAACGCAAAGUUUGAUGUAGAUAUGUGGAAUUAUGAUAUUCGAAUAGAUAUGCUUCCUUCUUACAUUAGACCAUCCUUAGCAACUAAAAUUUUGACCAUAGGUCAAACUAUUAUAAUGUUUGGAAACGAUCCAAGGCAAAAGAAAGAUUUUUCUACCGUUGAUCAGAUAGAAAACCCUAUAUGGGGAGAUAAGGAAUAUGAAUAUUUUCUUAAAUUGCAAAAUCUUCAGAAAAAAUCUAUUUUUAAUAUUGUUGAAUUUGAACAUACAAUCGAUGAAUUAAAACAAUGUAUAACAGAACUCUUGUGGCGAGUUGCUGUCGAAGAAGCACAGCUUGUACAACAACUUAAAUUAGUGAAGGAUUUUUUUCUUAUAGGAAGGGGUGAUCUGUUUCUUGAAUUCAUUAGACUUACUGCACAUAUAUUAAAUAAGCCACCAACAAAUCAUACAUCUAGAGAUAUCAAUUUAGCUUUUCAAAUAGCGUUAAGAAAAAUGCAUUUAAAUGAUGAAAAUGCUAUGGAUAGCUUUAAUUUUAUAGUACCAGUAUCAGUAGAAGAGAGCGAAGAUGUUGAAGCAGAAGGUACGGAAUUUACUGAGAAAGAACGCGAAGAUCCCAUCGAAAGACGUGGAUGGGGUAUGGUUAUUUUGAAGUACAAAGUCAUAUGGCCAUUACACUUAUUAUUUAAUCCAUCUUCUUUAAAUGAUUAUAAUACAUUAUUUCGAUUUUUGUUAAGAGUGAAAAAAACACAAAUUGAUUUAUGGAAUCUUUGGAGUGAGCAUAUGUAUUAUAAAAAUAUCGAUAUUGGUGUAAUUCAGUUAAGAAACAAUUUAAUUUUUAUUAUUGAUAAUUUACAAUACUAUUUACAAGUAGAUGUAAUAGAAAGUCAGUAUACAAUAAUGGAAGCAAAUAUGAAGAAUACUCGAAACUUUGAAGAUGUACAGAAAGCACACUCUAUUUUUUUGGCUAAUGUUAUGUCACAAACAUUUUUGUUAGGAAAUUCAACAGAAAGGAAAAAUCCUGUAAAUAAAUUAAUAAAACUUCUACUACGGCUUUGUGAUGAUUUUAUCUUGCAAGCAUCAAUGUGGGAAGUUGGUAAUUUACUUUUAACGGAAAAACAAGAACUUAAAACAUUAUCUGAUACUCUUGAGAGUUUAAUGGGCUGGUUAACUAAAACAUUGAACAGAGUACGUGCGCAACCAAGUGGAGAACACUUAGCUCAAUUAUUAUUGAGGCUGGAUUUUAAUAGAUGGUUUAGUAAAAAGAUUUGAACAAAAAAUGGACUGCUUAAGUACGAGUUGUAAGAAGGUAAUGCAAGAACAUAUGACGACAUAUUUAUGAUAGUUUAUUUGAAAAUUAUUUUUUUACUUGCAUUUAAGUAUUAAAUGUGCAUCAAACUCAGUUUGUUAUAUUUUGUAAUAAGUAGUAAUAACUUGAAAGCUAGUUUUUUAAUUAUUAAAAUAGUAUGCUUAAGAAGAAUAUGCUUAAUGAAUUUAAUGAUAAUUCUGCACAUAAAUGUAGCAUAUAAACAAUAUGAAAAUAUAUUUUUACAUUGUUUAUUAAUUGGAAAUAAAUUAUCAUUCAGUACAAUGUUAUGUAAAAGUUUUAUUAUUUUCAGGAUUUUAAUAGUAAUUUAUGCAAUAAAUAUGAAUAUAAAAAACUUUAAUACUUUUUCUAAUAAUAUUGUACAUAAUGUACUAUUAUACUCCUGAUAUCUGGCUAUAAUUUUUUUUAACGCCUUCUAAAAUACACAUUAAAACGAUAUAUUACUUUAUUAAAUUUAAUCGCUUUCAUCAUUAUAAUCAUCAUCUGUGUAUCCAUAUAUUUUGUUGGAAUGAAGUCGACUUAAUUGUAUCGCAUUUUUAAUUGAGAGAUCAGAAGAUAAUUGUUCAGGCAUUAAAUCAUCAUUAUUUUUUAUCAUUGGAUCUGCACCAGAUUUUAACAACAAAUUAACUGUGUCUAUGUGUCCACGACUUGCUGCUGCAUGUAAUGGAGUUUCUCCCAUUUUAUUCUGUAAUAAAAGUGUAUAUGAAAAAAGUGACAUGACAAAAACAACGAUACUACAAAUAUUAUACUUACUUGGGCAUUAACCACAGAAUUUGGUAAUUUUAAAAGCUCUUUUACACAGUCUAAAUGACCAGCACGUGCAGCCCAAUAUAAGGAAGUAUUACCCAUUGCAUCUAAACCUGUACCCGAAACUCCUUCUUUUAUGUAUUCUUUUAACAAUGAAAGAUUUCCCCGUCUUGCAGCAUCAUGUAAUGGCAAUUCAAUUUCUUCAGUUUGUUCUUCAACUACAUGCAGAAUCAUAUUAUUUCUCUGAACUUAUUUACAAAAGUAGUAAAUAAUAAAAUUAAAUAUCAUAUAUAUAUAAUAUUAAACUAACCAUAAUUAGCAGGUACAAGACCCUCUUGAGUUCCACACUUUGCUCUCCACCAAUUUGGUUCUACAUCUUUGUCGUAUACGUAAAGAAGAUCACCUGCUUCAAAGGACAAUUCAUCUACCUAUGAAAUAUUGUAUCUAUAUACAUAUAUGUGUAUUAAAAUGAUUUUUUUUUAAAUUAUAUUAUUAAUAUAUAAACGUGCUUA
Messenger RNA from Osmia lignaria (orchard mason bee), 3549 nucleotides. It is a transcript of the gene Grip75, whose product is annotated as gamma-tubulin complex component 4. Gene Ontology annotation, biological process: microtubule nucleation; spindle assembly; mitotic cell cycle. The record is from RefSeq and is a predicted model, not a curated record. Gene Ontology annotation, cellular component: gamma-tubulin complex; microtubule organizing center; spindle pole. Gene Ontology annotation, molecular function: gamma-tubulin binding; microtubule minus-end binding. NCBI's taxonomy places the organism in Eukaryota, Metazoa, Arthropoda, Insecta, Hymenoptera, Megachilidae.